Colletotrichum phormii is the source of this 599-nucleotide messenger RNA. RefSeq lists its product as uncharacterized. The record is from RefSeq and is a predicted model, not a curated record. The transcript has a single exon. The coding region runs from base 283 to 588 and encodes 101 amino acids. NCBI's taxonomy places the organism in Eukaryota, Fungi, Ascomycota, Sordariomycetes, Glomerellales, Glomerellaceae.
GCCGCUGACGCUGCUGGUUGACGACGAAGUGGUAGAUAUCGAGCUCAAGGAACUACUCGUCGAGGUGGAAGCCGUGCUAGAAGUACUGCUAUUUCCAAAGUUGAACGUGCUGCUGCUCGUCGUGGCAGCCGUCGGAAGGGUGUUGGUGCUAGUCGUCAAGGUGGGCUGGGGUUGGGUUCAGGGAGCUUGUGGCAAAGGUCGUGGAAGACGAGGAACUGCUGAGAAUGCUGCUGCUAGAAGAGCUAGACGAGGACGAGCUGCUGCUUAAAAUGCUGGUUGAGGAUGACGAAAACGAUGAGAGAACCGAGGCGGAUAAGCUGGAUGCUGCUGCUGGUAGAGCUGAGAGUGAUACUCAGCGAUGAACUCAAGGAGGACGAGAUGCUGGUGAUCGAAGCGAUUGCAGAGGUGGUGGUGUUAGAAGCAGUAGGAGGCAGCACGGCCAGUACAAAGCUUAGAUUGGCGCCGGAAUCGGAGUCGUGGUCGGCUGGCCGGAGGGUUGCUGGGCGGCAGCAGAGAAAGCCAAGGCCGUCAAGACGGCGACCUGCUCGAUCCAACCCAUGGUCAACUAUGCAGGGCUCUGCAUCGUAAGUCGAUCACAG